GCCUAACGAAAGCCUAAACGAAACAGCAAGCUACGGUCAUGGCAGGUCCAGCUGAUAAGAAGAGGAGGGCUUUUAAUUUCAGCCAAGACGAGUUGGAGGCAUUAGUUCAGGCGGUGGAAGACAGGAAACAUUUAUUGUUCGGUAAAUUUUCAAUGACCGUAACGUCGCAGUCUAAAGAUAGACACUGGAAAGAGGUGGCGGACUCUGUCUCAGCGGUUUGUGGGAUGCUGAGGACGGUGGAGAGUACAAAGAAAAAGUGGUCCUCUCUAGCAAGUGAUGCUAAGAUCAGGGGGGUCUUACAAAGGAGGGACCAAGCAAAGACGGGGGCUGGUUUGCCCGAAGUGAAGCCCCUAACCUCACAGGAGGAGAAGAUCCUGGCCGUCAUGGGUCAAGUUUACACCAAAGGCAUUGCAACCGGCACGGAGGUGGGACUGGAUGAGCUGUGUGAGCAGAGAAGUGGCGAGGUGUGUCAAUCAACAUCGUCUGACCCUGAAUCGAGAAGGGUCAUAUUAACGCUGAUGGAUUCAGAGUGUGACACUAUGAAUCUGCCACCAGCAAUUGUCAUCCCAUCACCUGCUAAAAAGAAGAAGCACAUAGGCCUACAAGAGGAGCUUCUGGAGUUGGAGAAGGAGAAGCUAAUGAGAGAAAAAAAAAAUUCGAAUUUAUGA
Alosa sapidissima (American shad) is the source of this 668-nucleotide messenger RNA. Its product is annotated as nuclear apoptosis-inducing factor 1-like. Lineage: Eukaryota; Metazoa; Chordata; Actinopteri; Clupeiformes; Clupeidae. The record is from RefSeq and is a predicted model, not a curated record. The transcript has 4 exons. Bases 39 to 668 code for a protein of 209 amino acids. Gene Ontology annotation, cellular component: nucleus.